AUGCAACUUUUUUUCUUGUUCAAUUCCUUCAUCAUACUCACUGCGAAGGCCUUUGAUCGAUUCUUUUCUCAUUCUCACUUUUUCUGUUGCCAAUUAUCUCCCCUUCUUUUUCUUCUUCUUCUUCUUCUUCUUCUUCUUCUUAUCAUUAUUAUUUCCUUAUUUUCUCAAGUGUCUUCCUUAUCUUCUAUUCGCCAUCUACCAAUUCUUCUUCUUGUUUUCCUUCUUCUUCUUCUUCUUCUUUUCUUCUACUUCUUCUUCUUCUUCUUUUCUUCUACUUUUUCUUCUUCUUCUUCUUCUUCAUCUUCUUCUUUUCUUCUUCUUUUCUUCUUCUUCUUUUCUUCUUCUUCUUCUUCUUCUUCUUUCUUCUACUUUUUCUUCUUCUUCUUCUUCUUCUUCUUCUUUUCUUCUUUUUUCUUCUUCUUUUCUUCUUCUUCUUCUUCUUCUUCUUCUUUUCUUCUUUUUCUUCAUCUUCUUCUUCUUUUCUUCUUCUUCUUCUUCUUCUUCUUUUUCUUCAUCUAUUUCUUCUUCUACUUCUUCUUCUUCUACUUUUCUUCUUUUUCUUCAUUUUUCUUCUUCUUCUUAUAUUUCUUAUUAUUAUUCUUCUUCUUCAGCUUCUUUUUCUUAAUCUUAUUUCUUUUCUUCUUCUUCUUCUUCUACUUCUUCUUCUUCUUGCUCUUGUUCUUGAUCUUCUUUUCUUCUUCUUACUUCUUCUUUUUCUUCUUCUUCUUCUUAUAUAUUAUUAUUAUUAUUAUUCAGCUUCUUUUUAUUAAUAUUAUUUCUUUUCUUCUUCUUCUUCCCUUUUCUUCUCUUCUUGCUCUUGAUCUUCUUCUUCUUCUUCUUCUUCUUCUUCUUAUUAUUAUUAUUAUUAUUUUCUUAUUUUCUCAAGUGUCUUCCUUAACUUCUAUUCGCCAUCUACCAAUUCUUCUUCUUGUUUUCCUUCUUCUUCUUCUUCUUCUUCUUCUUCUCUGCUACUACUUCUUCUUCUUCUUCUUCUUCUACCUAUUCUUCUUCCCUUUUUAUUAUAACAUUUUCUUUAUUUUUCCUUACUAUGAUUUCACUGCCUACUGUUUCUUCUUCUUUUAUUAUAAGUAUGCUUUAUUAGCUCCUACAAUGUCUUCUUUAUCUUCCAUUCAACGCCUACCAUUUCUUCUUUUUUCUUUCCUUUUAUUAUAUGCCCUUUCUUCUCCAUUCUCUCUUCCUAUCACAAAGAACUGGAUACAUACCACGAAAUCUAUCUAUCUAUCUAUCUAUCAAUCUAUCUAUCUACCAUUUCCUUUCUCAUUCAUUGUCUCUUUAAUUGUGAUCUAUCUAUCUAUCUAUCUAUCUAUCUAUCUAUCUGUACACCCAAUUACUUAUGUGAAGAUUGGAAUAAAUUUUCUCGCAUUGUUAAGUAAACAUAUCCACUAA
This is a messenger RNA of Acanthosepion pharaonis, 1407 nucleotides long. The record is from the annotation of a GenBank genome assembly. NCBI's taxonomy places the organism in Eukaryota, Metazoa, Mollusca, Cephalopoda, Sepiida, Sepiidae.